AACUUGUCAAUUCACGACUCGAGUAAGUGUUACGGUGUUUGCUUGCACUUAACUUAGGAGUUUUGUAAAUUUUGUCGCAGAUGUUCAACAGAUUUUCUCCACGUUUUAAUUUUACGACCUGUUUCAAUGCCAUGUUCUGCGGUCACGAUCGUAGGGGUAGGUUUUGUUCAUCCUAACGUUUGGUUACAAUGGCUGCGUCAGGUACCGAAAUUGAAGACUUCUUAAACGGACCUUUAGUUUCAUGGCUGAAGUCAUGCCUUACAAAUCCAGAGAUAGUCAAAGAUUAUGCAUCUCUUUUCAAUGGAGAUAUCUUGCAUCAAGUUUAUCUCCAAAUAGAUCCAGAACCUUCUUUUCAUAUAACAAAGCUAGCUGGCUUGGAAGACCAGGCAUUGAUCCUGGGUAGGGUGAAGAACUUUGAUGCUAUUAUUAAGAAUGUCAAAAGUUUAUAUGAUGAAGAAUUGGGUAUGACAUUACUAGUUGUCCCGGAGUGCAUAUGCCUAGGAAAAGCACCUGAAUCAAGAGAUGGUUUAGAGAAUAUGAAGCUCCUUUUACUGCUAUUACUUGGUGCUGCGGUACAAUGUCCAAAUAAAGAAAUAUUCAUUACCAGAAUAAAGGAAUUAGAUGUGGACUUGCAGCACAAUAUUGUAGAAUGUAUUAAACAGGUAACAGACAUGCAAACCGUAGUUUUAACACCAGACGCAAUCGAUCUCUUCCAAUCACCGACGAUGUUUAAUCACAUGCGAAGAUUGGCCAAGGAAAGGGACCACUACCUUCAGAAUUGGGCCACAUUGGUACUCAAUGAGGGCCUUUGUGAGACCGAAGGUGAUAACAAAAGCAGCAAGAAUCCAUCGACACAAAACAUUAAUCAAAAUAACAGUGAAAGCCAACAUUUAGCCGUUGAGCUUGCAGAUUGGAAAGCACGUCUGCGAAAACAGAGACAAGAAUUGGAAGAAAAAUCGGAACAAUUAUCCGAAUGUCGCGAAGAAUUAGAACAUACGAAGUUAUUGUUGACCAAGCUACGGUCGGACAGCCAGGAAUGGUUCAACGAGGCGAGGAAAGCAGCGGGAUACAGGGAUGAAGUUGAUGCGUUACGGGAAAAGGCCGAACGAUGUGAGAGGUUGGAGCAAGAAAUACAAAGGUACCGAGAUCGUCUCGCUGAUGCAGAAUACUACAAGACGCGUGUGGCGGAGCUUCGUGAGGAUAACAAGGCGUUGAUGGACUCCAGAGAUGUGCUGGAGGAACAGCUCCAGCGCGCUAGAAAGAGGGCUGAGCAAUGUCUGACACUAGAAGCGGCUAUGAUCAAACUGAAACGAGAAGCAAACGACAUUGCUUUGGAAAGGGAUGCCGAUCAACAAAGAAUACAGGAACUGAUUGAAGAAAAUAACCAUUUACAAUAUAUCGCGAGAUCAAUGCUAAGUGAAAGCAACAACAGCAACCUAGACACGGACAAUGAAUGCGAGAGCACAAUAGAAUCUGGUGAAAAUAGUCUAUCUGAACAAUUAACUAGUAACGCACAAGCUAGAGCUUUAAAAUUAGAAUUAGAAAAUAAGAGACUUCUUUCGACUAUUGAUAAUUUAAGAGAACAGUCCAUACUCGAUGGUAGUGACAAGGUUUUAGAUUUAGAAAAGGAAAAGAAACGGUUAACGUUAAAAUGCGAACAACUUCAAGAAAAUUGUAACAGGCUCAUGCAACAGAAUUCUGAACUAGAAGAAGUAUUCAAAAAUGCAUUAGAGGAAAAUAGAAAGUUACAAGAUUCAUUAGACAACAAAAAAGCCUAUAUUGAUAGACAGUCCAUAGAUAGAGAAUCGGAGAAGAACAAAUUACAAGAUUUUGAAAAACAUUUGGAGUCUUUAACAAAAGACAAACAGAGAAUUCAAAUGUUGUGUGAUUCGAUACAAAAGCGAGCUGAUGAUUUGGAAAAAUCAUUAGAUACUAGGACUAAAGAACUAAAUAGCGUUAAGCCCGAAGCCGAUAAAGCGAUGCGACUGUUAAUUCAAACUGAAGAACUUAAGACAAAAUUAACAUACAGUGAAAAGGAAGCUCAUAACCUACAAAGGGAAGUUAAUAAAUUAAAAGAGGCUGUAGAAGAGAAAGACGUGAUCAUUGAUAAAAUAAGUACAGAUAUAGAAUUGAAGAAUAAAGAAAUCGAAAGAAUAACACGAGAACUUGACGCAAGCCAGUCGAUGGCAACCAGGCUUCAAGACUUGGAACAAAAAACACAAGAACUAAAAUCUCACAAGAAAGUAGACUCUGAAACAAUUCAAACUCUUCAAAGGGAUUUGAUUACAGAAAAAGUCAACUGUGACAAGUUCAUCAACUGUUUUGAGAAACUGGGAAUCAGUGCUUCGGAGAUAAUGUCAAAAGAUAUUAAUGUGGAGGAAUUACUAGAAAAAAUUAUCACGAAUGCAGAUAAUGGUGGUUUAAUACUUGAUAUUGCUUCCAAAGCUAAUAUGACUAAUUUAGUCCCCCAUUAUUGUAAUCAUGAAAAGAAUCAUGGUCCCGAUCCUCAAACUGAGCAACUCCUGGCGACUAUACAAGCUGGUCUCGAUCACUACCAGGCAGAAAAUGCUAAAUUAGAAGUCAAUGUUGCCACACUCAAUUCACAAAAUGGCUCUCUAAUAUCUCAACAGAUGACUUUACAACUAGCAAACAGCCAAUUAGCUGCAGAGAAAGAAGAAAUAUUGAAACAACUUGAAGUGUUAAAAGACAAACAAGACAAUCUCUUAAGAGAUCAAGUAGCGUUACAAACUCUUCAUGAACAGUUAAAUACAGAAUAUGAAAUGUUGUUAAGUGAAAAAGAGUCAGUCAAGAUUGCCAUGAGAGACUUGAAACUCGAAAACCGAGAGUUAAAAGAGAAAAUAGUCAAUUUCGAAAAAAAGGCAGCUGAAGUUGAAAUGGAAAGAGAAAACUUGAAAAAGGAGUCGAGGAAUUUAACUAAUUUGAGAACAGAGCAUUCUAAACUAAAGGAUGAUUUUAGAAAUCUAUUUACAGUUAGUGGCAGAUUAAAAAAUGAAUACAAAAACAUGCAGGAUGAAUAUAGAAAGAUGCGAAGUGAUGUUACGCAACUUAAAUUAAAAAACACGGAGCUGUCGGGUGAAAUUAAUACAAAAGCUGAAAUUAUAACUAGUAUGGAAUUAGAAAUAAGCAAAACUAACCAACAUUGUGAAAUGCUCAUUCAGAUGAAUAAAAGCUUAGACGCGGACAGACGAUCUCUGAUGGACCACGUGUCGCAACUUUUGACACAAUAUCAUGAAUUGUUAGCACAUUCUUUAAAAGACAAACAGCAUUACCAUGAAGAGGAGAAAAUGUUUGCUGACAAAGUUAACGCUCUGUGUCGACAGAAAGAAAAACUGGAAGAAAAAAUUAUGGAACAUUAUAAAAAGCUUGAUAAUUGUACCCCCAAACGACGUGGUUUCGGAGCAUCCUUUGUUAAAAGAGUGAGAAAAGCCGGAACCGAUUUAAUUAACAAAGUACCUUCGCGAAACAAUAAGAGGAUAGAAGAUGAAAAUCGAUCAAAGUCUCAACUGACGCUAGCCGGUUCCGAAUCCGGCGAAUCGGACCCCGGCAGCCACGACUUCGAUAAAUCAUCUAAAAUUUGCGAACAAGAGCAAGCUUCCUCGACUCUAAGCACAGAAUCGCCUAGACAUAGUUCCGAUUCGGGUUACAGAAGAUGCGAUGAGAUAUUUAAAAAACCUGACAAUAUGGAAGGUUCAGUGUGUAGUCUCGAUCCGAGUAGGUUGACUGGGAACGAAGGAAACUUUACUCGGCGGCUUUCAACUGCGUCAGUGCACAGCGGUGGCGGCGGCGACGACGCUUUGAUCAGAGCUUCCUUGCGAAGGAGGCCCCACAAGGCGGUGCCGCCCACACAUAGGAAUAGCUAUCAAGGGUUAGAGGGGGAUACCGGCUUACCUACAGCAUCCACACCUUCACCAGUGUUCGGGACGGCCGGGUCACGGCGCACCGUGUACUUGGCAGAUGAUAACCCCGAUGUUACUCUUAACUCCAAACCUCAGAGCACACCUAUAAAAGAAAAUCCAACAUACUUGAUCUACAACAGAAUAUCAACUGUUAUCGGGGAGGGUGCUUGUCAAACUGGUCAAGACAGAUCUGGCAGUGACAACCAACAGACUGAUAUCCCCAGAACUACUGCUGGUGAAGAUUCACAGGAGCAAGAUCAAGAGAGAAUAAAUCGUGAGAAACCAGAAAACUCAAAGGAAUCAGCUAUUUGGUAUGAAUAUGGUUGUGUUUGAUUGUAGACUGACAAUGCCUUUGUGGCCUUUACAAUUAUCACCCUACAUUAUAAAGAUAACGAUCGAAUAUAAAUAAUAUUUAAUAAUUUUGAUGACAAUAUGACAGUAUUAGUUAGGCAUUUAUUUACAAAUUGAUUUUUUUUUUCCAGACAAUUUGUAUUGAGAUUACAGU
Molecule: messenger RNA, 4422 nt
Organism: Papilio polytes (common Mormon)
Lineage: Eukaryota; Metazoa; Arthropoda; Insecta; Lepidoptera; Papilionidae
Gene: Girdin
Product: coiled-coil domain-containing protein 88B
Exons: 7
Coding region: 189-4250 (1353 amino acids)
Biological process (GO): cytoskeleton-dependent intracellular transport; cytoplasmic microtubule organization
Cellular component (GO): cytoplasm; centrosome
Molecular function (GO): microtubule binding; dynein light intermediate chain binding
Source: RefSeq, a predicted model, not a curated record